CGCCCCUUUGCUCCGCCCCUCUUUUGGGUCCAGCCGCCGUGCUUUCCCGCUCCCGCAGCAGCAGCCGUCUUGUCGCUGAAGUUGUCGCUGUCGCUCUUGCUGCGCGCCCCUCGGAUCCCACGCCUCACCAUGCCCAACAUCGUGCUUUUCAGCGGCAGCUCGCACCAGGACCUGUCCCAGCGUGUGGCCGACCGCCUGGGCCUGGAGCUGGGCAAGGUGGUCACCAAGAAGUUCAGUAACCAGGAGACCAGCGUCGAGAUUGGUGAAAGUGUGAGAGGGGAAGAUGUCUAUAUCAUCCAGAGUGGCUGUGGAGAAAUCAAUGACAACCUGAUGGAACUGCUCAUCAUGAUCAAUGCCUGCAAGAUUGCCUCAUCAUCCAGGGUGACUGCAGUGAUCCCAUGUUUUCCAUAUGCCCGACAAGAUAAAAAGGACAAGAGUCGUGCUCCAAUUUCUGCAAAACUUGUGGCUAACAUGCUCUCAGUUGCUGGGGCUGAUCACAUCAUCACCAUGGAUCUGCAUGCCUCUCAGAUACAGGGAUUCUUUGAUAUUCCUGUGGAUAACUUAUACGCAGAGCCUGCAGUUCUGCAGUGGAUUCGGGAGAAUAUCACAGAGUGGAAGAACUGUAUCAUUGUUUCACCGGAUGCAGGGGGAGCCAAGAGGGUCACAUCAAUUGCAGACAGGUUGAAUGUGGAAUUUGCUUUGAUUCACAAAGAGAGGAAGAAAGCAAAUGAAGUGGAUCGGAUGGUUCUGGUGGGGGAUGUGAAGGACCGCGUAGCCAUCCUCGUGGAUGACAUGGCUGACACGUGUGGUACCAUCUGCCAUGCUGCUGAUAAACUGCUCUCAGCUGGGGCCACUAAAGUUUAUGCUAUCCUUACUCAUGGGAUAUUCUCUGGGCCAGCUAUAUCCAGAAUCAAUAAUGCUUCCUUUGAGGCUGUUGUUGUCACAAACACAAUUCCGCAAGAGGACAAGAUGAAACACUGCUCCAAGAUUCAGGUGAUUGACAUUUCAAUGAUCCUGGCUGAGGCGAUCCGAAGGACACACAAUGGGGAAUCCGUGUCUUAUUUGUUCAGCCAUGUGCCACUGUAAAUGCAAAGUGAGAAGUGUCGAGCAGGCCUCCUGAGACUUCUCACUUGAUUUAUUUGCUUUUUUAGUGUUAGGACUAAGCAAUGGUAGGCUAAUCACUGGCAAAAGCAUCAGAUUUUUGUAUACUCUGAAGCCCAAGACUAUUUCUUUCUGGUUUAUUGGGGGAAAGGUGGUGGUUAUUUGGUAUUUAAGUGAACCAUCUUAAAUGAAUAAUGUUUUUAUCAUCUUGACUUCUUCUGAUAAGUGAUGUUUUCUUUUGUCCUUUUAGUAUUUUGAGGCGACAACUUUCAAGUAUAAAAUUCCAUUGUGGAAAUUCAUCUUUUAUGUAUUUUGAGGUUGCCAAAGGUGACUUCACAUUAAAGUCUUCUGUGUAAAUAUAUAACGAUAAUGCCUAUGGACAUUUGGGUAAAACCCUGUAUAGCCCUUUACUUUGGAGUGAAUCUUAGAAAAUUUUUAAUACCAAGAAUUUUGAAUUUUUUUUCCUUCUUUAAAAAUGGUAUCUGGGUUUUAAAUAGACCACCUUAACUGUUCCCCUUUUGGACCAAAUUUUAUUUAGCUAAAUAUGGCCACUGACACGUUGAUUUUUGGUAGACCUUAGACAUUUCAAAGGCAAUAUAGUUCUGUAUCAUUUUUUAUUACCACUUUUAAGUGAUAUUAUAACUAUCACUUGAAAUACCAUGUCCCAAAACUUCAAAAUUAUGUUCUACAAUUGUUCUAAUUUAUAAACCAUUUUGAGUUGUGGUUGCUGAGCUCAGGGUCAUGUUUAUACUCUCCUCUGUCCACCCCAGAUAGAUAAUUCUUUAGGAUGUACCUUGUGUCCCUGUUCCUGUCAUUAUGUUUCUUUACACCAUAUUUUUAUUCAUAGCUUUCACUUUGUAUUUUUUCCAGUAAUUUUGCUUGAGGAUUUUUACUAAAAUCAAUGACUCUUAAAUUCCCUCAAAUUUACUAAGCUGAUCAUUAUUUUCUUUUGACACACAUAAAUGUGAAUUUUUUAUGAGUGCCACCAAAUGUUUAUUUAAACAUGAGCUUUGAGUAAAUGUUCUUUUGCCCAUGGAAGUAGUAGGUCUCUGGCAAACAAGUAUCGUAACUAAAGCUGGUACACCAAAAAAAAAAAAAAAUGUGUGCAGGAGAGGCCGAUGGAAAGUAAAAAUCAAUUGCUUCAUUAGGAUAAUGUUCAAAAAGUGGCUCAAAAAUUAUUGUGAAGAUUGUGAAGGGAAAAUUCACUGAGGAAUGCCUUCUCUAUAAAUGGCCCUUGAUAACAUCCUCUUAAGUGAAGUGCCUUGCUAUCUCUGUGGCAGAAGCCAAGUGUUGACUCUCUGAAUUUAUUAUAUGCAUGUUGGUAGACAACCAACUGAAUUCAUCAUCCCCCAAAGAACAGGAUUCUCCUGCAUAGAAAGCCUAGUAAUGAGAAAAACAAUCCCCUCUGCUGAAUCUUUUGUCCACUGUUUUAUUGGAACUGGAGAUUAAAACCUCCUCUGCUGAGUCUUAAAACUGAUAGAAAAUAAAUGGUCUGAUAGAAAUCCUUCAGGUAGAAAAGUCAAACCUAAUUCAUUAACAAACUUGAACAGCAGUUUCAAAAUUCAAGACAGCAGAAGUUGUAAUUAGAAAAUAUCAUUUAAAUUGUUACUGAAACUAGCAUUUUGUUGUACCUUAAAAUGGUUUCUGAGAAAGAGUGAUGGAACCUGAUAAAAAGUCAGCUCUGCAGUGCAGAUUGACUCUGUCUAGAAAGAGUUGACUGGAGAUGGGUAAAGAACCUAUAUGGAUGCUUUGGAAUUUUCCUUUUUGAUAAAUGUCUAACAUCUGUAUUUCAUGGGAUUUCUAUGCUUGUGUGAAAUGAAAACAAUUGUAAAUGUUUAUGUAGACAGCUUAACAUACAAGUAUGCAAGUUCAGGUGUGUUGACUAAAGACACUUGAUUUAAAGGUGACCAUUUUAUCUAAGAUACUGAAAGUCUAAGAAUUUAUAGACCUAGUUUUCUAAUAAUGAUUUCCACGUAUAAAAAAUGGUUACUAUCAUUAUUUAGCCCCACUUUUGCAUUUCAAAAUACUCCUGAAUACAUUUAUGAACUAAUUAGAUUAGACUUGGCCUUACACCGUGGAAAUACAGGCUUUAACUAUUCAGUGGUUUCCAGUUGACAGAAGUGAUGAAGAGUGCCUUGUGAACAGCCUAAUCCUAGAACAUUCUCAUUCCUUGCUGUUCAUGGUGUAAAAACUUAAAUGAAACCACCAAAAUGCAUCAGUCCUGUCUAACUCUCCUGAAUGGGAGUAAACUUUGCAUAUAUCUAGCCAAAAAGGGGAGCCACCAAAAUAUGAAUAUACCAAAGUUGUUUAGCCUCCAAUUUAAAUUAUACUAGUCAACUUAUAGAUGUUCACAUGAUAACUGUUCUUUAUUAGAUAUGAUGCCAACUAGAUUCAUGAAUGUAUCAUUUGCAGUGCUUGCAUUGGUUAGAAUCUAGGAUUCUAAGAUCCUACAGUGUACUAAAACAUUUCAAUAAAAUCCUGCUGACUA
Ictidomys tridecemlineatus (thirteen-lined ground squirrel) is the source of this 3589-nucleotide messenger RNA. RefSeq names its product phosphoribosyl pyrophosphate synthetase 2 (gene Prps2). Gene Ontology annotation, biological process: purine nucleotide biosynthetic process; ribonucleoside monophosphate biosynthetic process; 5-phosphoribose 1-diphosphate biosynthetic process. Gene Ontology annotation, cellular component: ribose phosphate diphosphokinase complex; cytoplasm. The record is from RefSeq and is a predicted model, not a curated record. NCBI's taxonomy places the organism in Eukaryota, Metazoa, Chordata, Mammalia, Rodentia, Sciuridae. Gene Ontology annotation, molecular function: ATP binding; magnesium ion binding; ribose phosphate diphosphokinase activity.